UGCUGAUGCCCGGGCCUACACGAAGACUGGAUUUAAUUGGUCUGGAGUGGGCUCCAUCCCGUGAUUCCCAUGUGCAGCCAAAGGAUGGCACUCCCCACGCUGCCCCCCUCCUGGUGCAGCGGGAGACUCCUGGACCAGCAGGUAGCACGGCAGCGACACCGAGAGCAGGAGGCCCGGCUUCGGCAGCAGUGGGAUGAGAACAGCCGCUACUUCAGGAUAUCCAACGCCUGCAGCUCCAAACAGGCGGAAUGGAGCUCCCAGGCCUCCUACCAGCGGAGCAUGCACGCCUAUCAGCGCGAGAAGAUGAAGGAGGAGCAGAAGAGGCAGCUGGCGGCCAGGCGGGAGAGGCUCCAGCGGCUGCUGCUGGAGGAGCAGGACCUGCUGGCCAGAGAACUGCAGGAGCUGAGGCUGAGCAUGACCUUGAGGGAAAAAAGAAUUCGGGAGCAGCACAGGACUCUCAAGUCAGCCCGGGAGGAGCAAAGGAAGCUGGUUGCUGAGCAGCUUUUGUAUGAACACUGGAAGAAGAACGACCCCACACUUCGAGAGAUGGAGUCGGACCUUCACAAGAAGCACGUGAUAAGCUCUUGGGAAACACAGAAAGAAGAAAAAAAGCAGCAAGACGCUGUGGAGGAGGAAGAGAACAAACGGUAUGAAAAUGAAUAUGAGACGGCCCGCAGGGAAGCGCUGGGACGGAUGAAGGCGGAAGAGGAGAGGAGGCAGUUGGAGGAUAAACGCCAGGCGGCGGCGCUGCUGCAGCAGAUGGAGGAGCUGAAGGUGCAGGAGGUGGAGGCCACCAAACUGAAGAAGGAGCGGGAGAACCUGCUGAGGCAGCGGUGGGAGCUGGAGCGGCUGGCAGAAGAGAGGGAGCAGAUGGCAGCCCUCCGGCAGAAGGCGGAGCUGGGACGCUUUUUGAGACAUCAGUAUAACGUGCAACUCAACAGACGCGCACAGCAGAUCCAGGAGGAGCUGGAGGCGGACAGGCGCAUCCUGCAGGCCCUCCUGGAGGAGGAGGUGGAGGCCCAGCGGGAGCACUCGGCGCGGCGGGCGCAGGCCCGGGCGGACGUGGUGUGGAUGCAGCAGGCUCUGGAGCAGCAGCUGCAGCGGGAGCGGGAGCAGGAGGCGGAGCUGCAGAUGCUGCUGAGGGAGGAAGCCAAGGAGAUGUGGGAAAAGAGAGAGGCCGAGUGGACCCGCGAGAGGAGCGCACGGGACAGGCUGAUGGCCGAGGUCCUGACAGGGAGACAACAACAAAUACAAGAAAAGAUUGAACAAAACCGACGGGCGCAAGAGGAAUCCCUAAGACACAGGGAGCAACUUAUUCAGAACCUGGAGGAGGCAAGAGAGGCAGCUCGUCGAGAGAAAGAGGAGAGUGAGGAACUGAAAUCCGCCAGGAAACAGGAGCUGGAAGCCCAGGUGGCAGAGUGCCAGCGGCAGGCCUGGGAAGCGGACCAGCAGGAGGCGGAGGAGGAGGAGGAGGCGAGGCAGGCGGAGCAGCUCACCAGUGCCCUGCUGCAGCAGGAGGCCAAGAUGAUGGCCAAGCAGGGAUACCGGCCCAAGCCUUACGGGCAUCCCAGAAUUGCUUGGAACUGACUUCCUUACCACUGGAAGCACAGAGCUGAGGUGCGAAGGCCUUUGAUGUGCAGCAGCAGACGGUGUGACAACGUCCUGUUCUAGCGUUGGGGUCACUGGCAAUAGCUCAGCGAGCCUGUGCAGGUGCAGGUUAAGUGAUCAGGGGCUGGACAGACUAACACCGGCAGGAGGCCUCCCUCCUUUCCGAUUAAGAAAGGGGCUGGGAUCACACUGACCGCGCUGUCACGGCCUGUGCCGUUCAUGAGGAACGUAAGGCAGAGUUCCAAGUUGUGUCCACCGCAGGAUCCAGGUUCUGCUGUCUCGCCCUUAAUUGUCAGCCUCUGAUGACGUCCCCAGCCAGAGAUCUGCGGGAAGGCUCAAUGUUUAAAUUACAGUUGAAAUGUGUUCUAUUGAAGACAAGCGUGUGGGGUAUUAGUGUAGUGGUCCCAGAAGGGUCCCGUCUGGUUUUCUGAAGAGAAGAACUGUGAACCCUGAAACCGUCUGGUGUGGUCCAGGGGUGCCUUCUGGAACGGGGACAAGAAAAGAGUCUUCGGGAAGCAUUUUGGUGGAAUUUCCAAUGCGCGCUGUGUGUGGUGGGAGGGGAGUGAUCUGUGUCACUGAGCCUCAAGGUCGCUUGCAUGGCUCGCCUUGUGAUGUGACACUGUGGACCUUUGGUGUCUCAGGAAGGUCUCGGGCACGUACAGCCUCCUGGGGGUUAUGUGCCAGAGGAAAGGGAGGCAUUGGCCUGAGGAAAUGAGAUCAGACUCAACCACAGACUUCUCUACCCGUGCCAUCAGUGUGACAUAGUUCUAGAUUAAUCUCCACAGAUAGCUGCAAGAAGUUCCUGGCAGCACAUUUUUAUGACUUGCAUUUUUUUCGUGUCUUUCGGUCAAGUUUCAGUUUUCAUUAUAUUGUGUUCAAGAACCCCUAUCAGUAAAUUAUAGCUAAUGACUGUCCCACGUUAUUAAAACCAGAGUUUAUUUAAAAAUCCUGAGUGGGAGGGCUGCAUUGUGCUACAAGAACAAAUGAAGCUGCAAACGGCAUCCUUCAUCUGUUUCUCGUUUUGUCUUGAGUUUCUUUGGAUAUGAUCCCCUGACACCACUUUCCACGCAGGCUCAUGUAUUCCCAUCUCAGAUGUCCCUUCAUGUGAAAUAAAGUUGGUUUGACGGCAUCGCU
Molecule: messenger RNA, 2742 nt
Organism: Myotis davidii
Lineage: Eukaryota; Metazoa; Chordata; Mammalia; Chiroptera; Vespertilionidae
Gene: TCHP
Product: trichoplein, keratin filament binding
Exons: 13
Coding region: 70-1587 (505 amino acids)
Biological process (GO): apoptotic process
Cellular component (GO): keratin filament
Source: RefSeq, a predicted model, not a curated record